Actinia tenebrosa (Australian red waratah sea anemone) is the source of this 1642-nucleotide messenger RNA. Its product is annotated as RCC1-like G exchanging factor-like protein. The record is from RefSeq and is a predicted model, not a curated record. Gene Ontology annotation, molecular function: rRNA binding; guanyl-nucleotide exchange factor activity. Gene Ontology annotation, biological process: positive regulation of mitochondrial translation. Lineage: Eukaryota; Metazoa; Cnidaria; Anthozoa; Actiniaria; Actiniidae. Gene Ontology annotation, cellular component: mitochondrial inner membrane.
CCAUGAAGGAACGCCUGAUGUAGAACGUGUUUCAGUGAGAGGGAUGUGCUAGUGUACUGCAGUUUCAGAUGGUUGGGAUUAGAAAUAUCUUGAUUAAGUCUUUAUGUAAUGUACAGGCGUUGAAAUAUCAUUCAAGGCAACGAAUAUUUAAAGUCAGAUAUGCAUAUAAUUCUACUUUGGCUUAUGUUUGGGGUGCUGGUGAUGGAGGGCAGUUAGCACGCAGUACCUCACCAGUCAACACUUCUCCACUUAAAUAUACAUGUAAAGAAGAGGUUUCUCACAUAGGGUGUGGAUUUGGUUUCACUGUUAUUUCUCAACAACAUUCAAGUGAACUUUGGAUUUUUGGCGUGAAUUCUUCACUACAAUUUGACAGAAGUUCUAAAGAUGAUUUUUCAAAACCUCAUUCAGUAGCAUUACCUGUUGAAUCUCUUGAUACAAGAGUAAAGCAGAUUUCUUGUGGUCGUUCUCACAUCCUUGUACUUACUGACAAGGAAGGAGCAUUUGCUAUUGGUGGGAACAGCCAAGGACAGUGUGGCAUUGGAGACGGCAGUACUAAACUGUUAAAAAGUUUUCAAAAACUCCACAUGCCUGAGGGAGAAAAUAUUAUYAAGGUUGUUUGUGGGCUGGACCAUAGUAUAUUCCUAACAGAAUCAGGCAAAGUGUUUUCCUGUGGAUGGGGUGCUGAUGGACAAACAGGUCUGGGACACUUCAAAGAUGAGACAAGUAUAAAGCAAGUGAAGGGCAGCAUCGAAGAUGUAUUUAUUAGGGAUGUAGCUUCUUCUGUAGACUGCUGUAUAGCUGUAUCAGACAAAGGAGAAGUAUAUACCUGGGGUAAUUCAGAAUAUGAUCAGCUUGGAGUAGAAACUGAAGAAAAACAGAUAUCCAUAGCAACAAAAGCUUCUCUCCUCAGUCACCUGGGAAAGGUGGAGCACGUUUCAGCAGCUGGUUCUUUUUCAGUUUUAACGACAGAGGAUGGUGCCUUAUAUACAUGGGGAUAUGGAGUACUGGGCCAUGGCCCAAAUGUAACAUCAAGUAAAUCACCUAAGAAAAUCAAGAAUGCAGAUGAAAUAGGAGAAGAAAUAUCUCAACUACACACAGGGCUUGAUCACACUGCUGUUGUAACAGCCUCAGGAAAGUUAUUUGUAUGGGGAAGAGGAAGCUUUGGUCGGCUUGGGUUGGGCCAAGAAACUGAUCAAUGGACACCAAAACAGGUUAUUCUUCCUGGAGUGGUCCUAGAAGUGAGCUGUGGGGUAGACCACAUGGGAGUCAUAGUGCAAUAUACAGACGGACCAACAAACUUGGAGCUGUUGCCUCAGUAUAAAGCUCAACCYACAAUUAUUGAUGUGUCUAACAUUGUUGACUGAGAACAGGAAAACAGACCAGAGAGGCCAACUAUAUUAUAAUGUGAAACGUGUGUUUCUAGCGGAUCAACUGACUGUCCUAUUGGGUCAGUGGUAAUGAACAACAGCGACCAGCACCAACAAGCACUGGGGUUAUGAAAAGUGGUGUGCUGUUGUUGCUUAAURACUGUCAAUCAGAGCAUUUGGACAUGUAUAUCUACCUUAUUUGUCCUCGUUUCUUUCCACUGUUUCUUCUUGAUUAUUGUAACGAAGGCAACUCCAAUAAAUUUUGUAGAAAGCAA